CUGCUGCUCCUCGCUGUCCUGGCCGCCGCCGUCGCUGCCCAGCCUGAGUGCCAGCCGACCCGGGACCCUGCCGCUGCCUGCGUGGACCUGCAGCUGCGCACCUGCGCUGACAUGGCCUACAACCGCACAGCCUUCCCCAACGUGCUGGGCCACAGGUCGCGGGAGGCCGUGGAGGCCAGCCCCGAGUACGUCCUCCUGGGUGUCCUGCACCAUCUGCUGGAGGGCCAGUGCAAUCCCGACCUGCGGCUGCUGGGCUGCGCCGUGCUGGCCCCGCGCUGUGACAACAGCGGCAGCCGCACACCCAGGCCCUGCCGGCACACGUGCCAGGCCCUGCGGCAGGCCUGCCAGCCGGCCUUCGACGCCAUCGACAUGGCCUGGCCCUACUUCCUGGACUGCAGCCGCUACUUCGCAGGGGAAGAGGAGGGCUGCUAUGACCCCCUCCAGCAGCUGCAGGAAGGCUUGGAGCUGGAGGAGGUGCCACCCCCGGGCCUGCCACCCAACUUCAUCCGCUUCGCACACCAUUCCUACUCACAGAUGGUGCGGGUACUGCGGCGGACAGCAGCCCGCUGCGCCCACGUGGCCAGGACCUACAGCAUUGGGCGCAGCUUUGAGGGCAGGGACCUGCUGGUCAUCGAGCUGUCGGCGCGCCCGGGCCAGCAUGAGCUCAUGGAGCCCGAGGUCAAGCUCAUUGGCAACAUUCAUGGCAAUGAAGUGGCCGGCCGCGAGCUGCUGCUCUACCUGGCUCAGUACCUGUGUGGCGAGUACCUGCUGGGCAACCCCCGUGUGCAGCGUCUGCUCAAUUCCACCCGCAUCCAUCUGCUGCCCUCCAUGAACCCUGACGGCUACGAGGUGGCGGCUGCUGAGGGUGCUGGCUACAAUGGCUGGACCAGUGGGCGGCAGAACGCACAGAACCUUGACUUGAACCGCAACUUCCCAGACCUCACGUCUGAGUUCUACCGGCUGGCAGCAGCCCGCGGCGUGCGCAGCGGUCCCCUCCCCAUCCCACAACACUACUGGUGGGGUAAGGUGGCCCCCGAGACCAAGGCAAUAAUGAAGUGGAUGAAGACGGCCCCAUUCAUGCUGUCGGCCAGCCUGCACGGGGGCGACCUGGUGGUGUCCUACCCUUUUGAUCUGUCCAAGCACCCAGAGGAGGAAAAGAUGUUCUCUCCCACGCCAGACGAGAAGAUGUUUAAGCUGCUGGCCCGAGCCUACGCCGACGCCCACCCCAUGAUGAUGGACAGGUCGGAGCACAGGUGUGGGGGCAACUUCCUGUCGAGGGGGAGCAUCAUCAACGGGGCCGACUGGUACAGCUUCGCGGGAGGCAUGUCCGACUUCAACUACCUGUACAGCAACUGCUUUGAGAUCACGGUGGAGCUGGGCUGCGUCAAGUUCCCACCGGAGGAGGCCCUCUACCCACUGUGGCAGCAGAACAAGGAGCCUCUGCUGAGCUUCCUGGAGAUGGCACACCGAGGCAUCAAGGGUGUGGUGACAGACAAGUUUGGCCAGCCCAUCAGGAACGCCCGGAUCUCUGUCAAGGGCAUCCGCCAUGACAUCCUGACAGCUGCCGACGGCGACUACUGGAGACUGCUGCCACCGGGCACCCACAUUGUCAUCGCUCAGGCCCCGGGCUAUUCGAAGGUCAUCAAGAGAGUGACCAUUCCGCUGCGUAUGAGGAAGGCUGGCCGUGUGGACUUCAUCCUGCAGCCGCUGGGCGGGCAGGCCAAGAAGGGGCCCCCUGGGCCACGGCGCUCAGGGCCAGAGCCCAGCCUCGAGCCCCCCGGGGCACGCAGGCAGCCCUCGGCCAACGGCAAGCCCUGGUGGUGGUCAUAUUUUGCGUCCCUGAGCCCCCACAGGCCGCGCUGGCUGCUGAAGUACUAG
Ochotona curzoniae (black-lipped pika) is the source of this 1878-nucleotide messenger RNA. RefSeq names its product carboxypeptidase Z (gene CPZ). The record is from RefSeq and is a predicted model, not a curated record. The coding region runs from base 112 to 1878 and encodes 588 amino acids. Lineage: Eukaryota; Metazoa; Chordata; Mammalia; Lagomorpha; Ochotonidae. Gene Ontology annotation, biological process: proteolysis. Gene Ontology annotation, molecular function: metallocarboxypeptidase activity; protein binding; zinc ion binding. The transcript has 10 exons.